AUGGAUAUUCCCAUUCCUUAUCAUUACAAGAGAGAGAAGAGCAUCGACCCCCUUUCUACACAACCAGCCGCCCUAAUGCACAGAGAUUUUGAUCUGGGAGAUUUAUCGCCCGGGCUGGCCCUGCUGGGCGGUCAGCUGGGCGUUGUGCUCCUGGAACCGCUCGCUCAGGCGGGUGGACGUGGCCAUGGACUUUUGGACGCAGCGGGUGAUGCAGCCGGUCUCGCGGCCGGAGAGCGUCUUGGAGGUGAAGUCGUCGAUGCAGGACACGAAGCAGUGGUCGACGAGGUUGCCGAAGAGCUGAAGGUCAUUCCUCCCAAGCACUAG
Messenger RNA from Thyridium curvatum, 324 nucleotides. RefSeq lists its product as uncharacterized. Lineage: Eukaryota; Fungi; Ascomycota; Sordariomycetes; Thyridiales; Thyridiaceae. The coding region runs from base 1 to 324 and encodes 107 amino acids. The record is from RefSeq and is a predicted model, not a curated record. The transcript is spliced from 2 exons.